AAAUUAUUUUAUAGAUGAAUUAAAAUUAUAUACAAUCGAAAAUAAUUAAACGCGAACGUUUCAACGAAUAUGUAUCGAUUGUUUAAAAAUUUCUUCAUUUAGAUAAUUCUAAAUAAAUAAAAAUUUUUUCUGUAAGUAUAAAAAAUAUAUUCGGUAAUAACGGAUAGCAAGAACACGGAAAGGAGAGUGAAACGUGGGUAGGAGAGCUCAAAAACAAGAAGGAAAGAGAAACGAAUUCUCAUUACGUAUGGAAGAGCGUAACUUUUGAUUCAAAUGGAGAGUAAUUGCCACGACGCUCACCGAGAUUACCCCCGUGGGAUUGUUCGAUAUUCUCUCUCUCUCUCUCUUUAUCUCUCUUAGCGCAUUAUUCCUUCGACAAGAUCGAGGAAGACGCAAAGGGUGAGGGUGAUAUUGUGACAACGCCCGGUGAUACCUCGGCGCAACCCUAUAAAACCUCAGGAUCGCUGCUGUAUCGGCACCAAUCCGUUCCGAGAGCUUCUCGAGGAAACUGUGACAAGUAACAACAUCCAACGCGGGAGAAGAGAUGAUCGAAUUCAUCGGCAAAUUUCCCUGGACAUUGGGGACCUUCUCUUAUUCCUAUCUUCUUGUAUUAUUCUUCUUCUUGACGUCCUGUACAACCGCGGAAUACGAUUCAAGAGAUGUAGCGAGCAUGUCGAACGACAGAACGCAGGACAACGAUUUUCGUUCGUGUACUGAAGGAAAAUGCAUAAAGAGGACUACGCAAAAGAUGAGCAGCGGGAUGUGGUUCGGACCUCGACUUGGAAAACGUCGAAAGUUUGAGGGUAGAACGGGUAUGGACACCGAAUUGGAGGCUGUCGCAAAUGCUUUCGACGAUUCAGAUUGGACUAUUGUCGCUUUAUCAGGCGACAAGGGACGAACGACUAAUCGAGUCAAGGUCAAUCAAGAAGGAGAUUACGAUGAAAACGAACUUUUUACCAAAUAUUUAGCUUCGAAGAAUUCGGAGAGCGCACAAGACGAAGGGACGUUUUCCAACGAACCAUUUUCUUUGGCGAUUAAUCGCGGAAAUCGUCGAGUCCCUUUAACGAUUUCAUCGCGGUUUGCUCAUCGAUCGCGCGUUCCGCCGUUUUAGGAAAGGAAAAAAGAAUAAUAGCCCAUAGUUAACUCCCGAAACUUAUAAAACAAGAGAGAUUCGAUUAACCAACGUCUUAUUGGAAUUACUAAGAAAUAAAGUAUUCACGUUUGUUUGCAAUCCUUCAUUUAUUUCAUUUCGAUCCUAUCUUUCUUAAGACGUCAAAAAAUAAUCAUAUCGAAACGCGAUAUUUACGUUCGCGUAGCGUAGAUAAAAAAAAAAAAAAGGGGGUGUGUAUUAUUGCUCGAAGAUAUUAUUAUUGGUAGGAGAAGAAGGAGAGAGAGAGAGAGAGAGAGAAAAAGAGAGAGAGAAAAAGAAAGAAAGGAAGAAAGAAUGAAGGGAAGAGGAGGAUGGAGCACGGUGCAUUUAGGGGUAAUUCCUCGAGCAGCGCUCCGUACCGAUGGGCCAUGUGGUAACGUUAGAUACAGCUCGUAAUCAUAAAACACGAAAACACCGGGAACGUAUAGAAGAUACGGAGUUAACCCAUUACCUCGAUUUAUUUCGACGACGAAUAAAAGCAACGAAUCCAGUUAACAUUUACGAAUGUAAACUUGCGAGCAAAAACGAUCGGUAAAAAACAAAAUUUUCCGUCUACGAGAAACGGAAAAGAGACGUUCUUUCUAUCCGAUCGAAUUAAACCGAUUCAAUGCAAAAUGAUAAUUGGGUAAUUUGUCCAUUUAAGUAAUUAAUAAUAAUAAAAAAAAACCAAAAGAAAGAAAAUAUAAAAAGGAAAAUUAGCGACCCUUUUCUUUUUUCUUCUUCUUCGACAUACGCGACAAAUGCGGUAUUUGUUGAGCGAAAUUAAAGAUUCGGAUUGUGCUCGGUUUUUUUGACUUUUUUAUUAUUUAUAUAUUCACAAACGUUACAACUUCCAGCUACGCGUACAAGAUUCAAAAUUCAUUCAUACGUCACGUAUUAUCAGUAGAUUUAAACGCACACACACACACACACACACAUACAUACACACACGCGCGCGCGCGUGCACGCAUCGUUCGAUCAACCUAUAACUGUUAUUAUUAUUAUUAUCGUUUAAACUGCAUUUUCUAGCUUAAUUUAAUUUAACUCAGCAUCUAAGUCUUAUCGUUAAGUAUGUUUAUCGUAUAACUAUAUAUCUAUGUACAUGGCUGACAUGACUAUUAAUUAUCGUGAAACGAGGGAUCGCAAUUCGAGUCAUAUCUCGUAAUAACAAAUACGUACGUCUACGGUCUGUUAUUGUUAAUCAUUGUAUACGGGUUAUGUUGUACCUACAUUUGAAAAAAUAUUUAAAAAUUUCGCCAAACAUAAAGGUCGAAAGUGUUUCUUCUUUCUCUCUCUCUUUUUCUAACAAUUUUCUAUAUAUUUAACUAACUAGCACUCUUUUCUCUGUCCGUCUAUGUUUUUCCUUUUCUUUCUUAGCUCGUUGCGAAGACUUUUCUCGCUUGCUUAAAUCCUAGCUUUCGUUCUUUUCUCAUUUUUUUUCUCGACCUUUUCUUUCUCUCUCACGCAAGCUGCACUAAGUAUAUUUUUUAAUAUUCUUCCCGCAUUUUCGACACAUAAAAUUGAAACGUGGAAGAUGGUACGACGUAUUCAUGAGUAUUCGCAAGUAAAAUCUCGAUUGAAGGCACAAUUGCACGAACGAAAACCUGCUGCGAGUUUUAUUUUAUUUAUAAUUAUUACUUUUUCUUUUCCUUCCUUUUCUUUAUUUAGAAUUAAGCUUAAUCUGCAAGUUUUCUUUAUCUUCUUCUUUCUCUUUACCGGACAGUGAAUCGUUUCCGUUCUCGGAAUACUGCGCGACAUACGUUUAUGCGAACUACUCUGUUCCCAUUGAAUAUUAACAAAAUUCUCACAACCACGAGCUGUCCACGAUUUAUUUCCGUUUAUUUCCGCACGAUUUUACGAAGGAUCGAGGAUAACAUUAAUUCCGUGAGUCGAGAGCUUUACCGUUUAUUUUUUCUUUUUCCUUCGAUGAUAACUCGACGAAAAAAUCAAAUAUUUAUAUUUAACGAAAUCCUAAUCGAUACGUACACGUAGAAUUAAUAUGAAUGAAAUAAGAAAAAAUAAAAAUAAAAAAAAAAGAAGAAAAAAAGAAAAA
Messenger RNA from Vespa velutina, 3182 nucleotides. RefSeq names its product PBAN-type neuropeptides-like (gene Pban). The transcript is spliced from 3 exons. The coding region runs from base 545 to 1111 and encodes 188 amino acids. The record is from RefSeq and is a predicted model, not a curated record. NCBI's taxonomy places the organism in Eukaryota, Metazoa, Arthropoda, Insecta, Hymenoptera, Vespidae. Gene Ontology annotation, molecular function: neuropeptide hormone activity. Gene Ontology annotation, biological process: neuropeptide signaling pathway.